AUGGGGUACAUCAUUUCACUUGGUGGGUGCCCUCUUGUGUGGAAAAGCAAGUUGUUGUCGUCAGUGUGUUUGGCUACAGCCGAGGCAGAGUAUUACAGUCUGUCCCACUGUCCCAAAUUCCACAGGCUGAGGGUCAUCCAUAAGAGAGAUUCGAUCCUCAGAACAUGCAAUGAUGGCAGAAGUAUUGCUCAUUAUGGGUCUGUCCAGUCCAAAAGCAGAUUCCUGGUAGACUUUGGGGCUGCAGUUCUGCAUUCCACUAGCCUCAAUGACUUGAUCGAUCCGUUCUGGCUGUUUCAUAUCCAAGGGGCCUCCUGGUAG
Messenger RNA from Seminavis robusta, 318 nucleotides. Lineage: Eukaryota; Bacillariophyta; Bacillariophyceae; Naviculales; Naviculaceae. The record is from the annotation of a GenBank genome assembly.